AUCUCGACCGCAGCCGCCGCCGUCCAUGGAUUCCCAGCCCACCAUCAGUUCGCAGCCUAACCUUCUCGACUUUGUCGCGGCCCUCGACAAUGUCCGGGCAAUCGUAACGGUGCUCAAAGCCAUCUCUUACAAGGAGCAUGUGAUCUGCUUCAUCACCCGAAUCGGCCUCACCUUCAUAGUCCAAGACUCGCAGAGCGCCCAGUCGAUCGCAUAUAUGCGGCACGAGCUGUUUCGUGAAUACGCUUUCCCCUCGCUCGAUUACCAGGCGGGCGAGGAAGCGAGCCCCGAAAUCUCGUUUUCCGUCAACCUCCAGAAGUUGAUUGAGUGUCUGUCGAUCUUUGGAGGCAUGUCGAGUGUGCCUUACGGCUCGGCAUCAUCCUCGUAUACGACCUCAAACCAGCACGAUCUCAAGUCGGGUGUCCAGACGACGCUUCGCAUGCACUACGCCAAGGCCGAAGGGACCCUAAAGCUGAUCCUCGAGGACCAGGGCGUCGUUACAGUCUGCAAGCUCCGCACAUACGUUGCCGAUCCGACAGUAGAGCUUCGAGCCAACUUCAAUGCCUCUCCAACGACCAGCAAGCUCAUCAUCAACUCCGAGUGGCUCAAGGGCGCCUUCAGCGAGCUGGACGAAACAAGCACUUCGAUCCGGCUCUUGAUCUCUCCCCGACCACCGUACUUUCGGAUAUCGGCCUCAGGGCUGUCUGGCCAAACCAACAUUGACUAUCCCAACGACACCGAUGUGCUUGAGGGAUUCACAUCGCAGGCGACGCAGACAUACAGCUACAACCAAAAGUUGUUUGUGCCCUGUCUCAAGGCCUUGGCGCUGUCGACAAAGACAUCAGUCAAGAUCAACUUGGAGGGAUUUUUGUUCCUGCAGUUUCUCAUUCCAGUCGGAGAGAAGGCCAACUGCUUUGUCGACUUCCUGUCGUGCCCAACAGUCGACGACUCGGACCAAGACACAGAUGAGGAUUAGAUUGAGUGCAUAGUUUCUGUCCAAGCGAUAUAGCGACUUUGGAAACGGGCGCUGCUGGACGGCCGUAGCGACAUCAACGCCCCCGGAUCGCAUCGUAUUGGAUCGACGACCCACUGCGUUGCCAGACAUAUAUCGGACACAUCAUCGGCACUAUGCCGCACUAUGCAGACCAAGCACGGACCAAGCACGCCACCAGUAUGCGCCCUCAUGCUCAGCGCCGUCAGCACCAAAUGCAAAGCCAAAUUGCGACUCGCUUCGUCGCGCCCGCUCCAGUCGGAAAUACAUAGAGCUGCAAUUACGA
Molecule: messenger RNA, 1274 nt
Organism: Polychytrium aggregatum
Lineage: Eukaryota; Fungi; Chytridiomycota; Chytridiomycetes; Polychytriales
Product: cell cycle checkpoint protein rad1
Exons: 7
Coding region: 26-973 (315 amino acids)
Biological process (GO): DNA repair; DNA damage checkpoint signaling
Cellular component (GO): checkpoint clamp complex; nucleus
Source: RefSeq, a predicted model, not a curated record